Messenger RNA from Bombina bombina (fire-bellied toad), 1306 nucleotides. RefSeq names its product armadillo like helical domain containing 1 (gene ARMH1). The coding region runs from base 1 to 1227 and encodes 408 amino acids. The transcript is spliced from 11 exons. Gene Ontology annotation, molecular function: protein binding. The record is from RefSeq and is a predicted model, not a curated record. NCBI's taxonomy places the organism in Eukaryota, Metazoa, Chordata, Amphibia, Anura, Bombinatoridae.
AUGACUUCUAUCAAAGAACAAGAGGCUAUUGCAAGGCUUAUGGACUUUUUCCAAGAGUGGGACAACGGCAAUAAAGCUACGAGAAGUGGCAUCAUGAGAAAUUUCAUCUCCCUGAACAGCGGAAAGACAGGACCUGAAUUAGAGCAGGAGUUUUCACAGGGAGGCAGCCUGUUUUUGGCCCGAUUAACUACCUGGCUUAGGCUUUCAUAUAUGUUUGGGACGUGUCUAAGGGAGAUACUUCAGUCAAUUGCAGUUUUUCUAUCAGCUGCUAACAGCAGUCACUUUAAGAUUGAAUUUGUGGAAGUUGGCGGGAUCCUAACAUUACUGGAGAUUUUAGGUUUAAAACAGCUUAAUGAGGAACACAAAAAAGAAGCGCUAAAACUGCUUGAGAUUUUGAGCGGAGGUGGAAGAAAAUUUAAAGAGCUGGUGUGUGAAAGCUAUGGAGUGCGUGCAAUUGCAGAGUGCCUGGCAAAGUCCAAAUCUGAAGAAACUCAGGAGCAGGCACAAGCAGUUUUGGAACUGCUUGCUCAUGGAAACCCCAAAUAUCAGAAUCAAGUAUAUAAAGGGUUAAUUGCACUUUUACCGUGUUGUUCUCCCAAAGUACAACAGCUGGCCCUACAGACUCUCAGGGCUGUGCAGGCAGUUGUGAGCACAGCUCAUCCUAGUAUUGUUGAUGCACUUCUGGGAGUACUCCGGUCAAUGCAUAUGGAAAUUCAAUAUGAAGCUCUCCAGCUCAUCAAGCAGCUUGCAUCUACUGAGGUCUGCUCGGCCUUGCUGAAAGGAUUAGUGUCUCUCUUGAGACCCUCCAGAAAAGAGAAUAUUAAAGGGAAACAAGUAUUUGAUGAUCCAUCUGUGCCUCAACUAUCCGACUCUUUACCAGUAUAUAUUCAACAAGCCGCAUGCGCCAAAGCUAUAGGCAUGUUAGCCCGGGAAUUCCCAGAGUUGUGUGAAGAGCUAAUACAGCUACGUGUGAUCCAUCAUCUCUUGUUUGUCUUGGGAAACACGCAAAACGCAGAAAGCCAGAGACAAGCCAGCCUCACUUUACAGCAUUUUGUGAUGUCUUUUGCUCUUGUGGAGGAAGAAGUGAAGAAAACUAUGGGGGACACCUUGUUCCAGAUGUUUUUGGACAGUGCUGAAACAUUUUACAUGAAAAUAGACAAAGUGCAAGUUGCCAUCUUCACAUCCAACCAAGUUAACAUACCUGGAGUGUCAGAAGUCACAAAUUGAGAUGCCCCAUUCUGUAAACUCCGUGAGCUCAUGAAUGUAUUCCAUAAUAAAGCAUUAUCUGCAUUUUGUUACAACCGGA